Molecule: messenger RNA, 1379 nt
Organism: Rhagoletis zephyria (snowberry fruit fly)
Lineage: Eukaryota; Metazoa; Arthropoda; Insecta; Diptera; Tephritidae
Gene: Or85e
Product: Odorant receptor 85e
Biological process (GO): detection of chemical stimulus involved in sensory perception of smell; sensory perception of smell
Cellular component (GO): plasma membrane
Molecular function (GO): odorant binding; olfactory receptor activity
Source: RefSeq, a predicted model, not a curated record
AUGUUAGUCAAAGAGUUCCAACAAGGCGCUUCGCCACGCUAUUCUCACGCCGAUCCAGCGCGUAUUGGCAAUCUUUUUGCCGCACAAGUCGCCGCUUUCAAGGCCACAGGACAAAUUCCCUUCAACAUAAGAUAUCCACCUCCUCUGCAUUUAGUCAAUCAGCUUUUGGGCUACAUCUACUGCUGCUUUGUCAUUUCGCAAACACUUUGCUUGGGUGUGCUCUACUUGAAGUGCUCUUACGAUAUGUUACUCGGCGGCACAUUGGAAGAGAUUACCGAUGCACUCACUAUGACAAUAAUCUUUUGGUUUAGCGUUUAUGCUGCUUGCUAUUGGUUGUUACGUUCGCGUCGCUUAAUGACAUUCUUGCAGUAUAUUAAUCAACAUUAUUGGCAUCACUCGCUGCCUGGCCUGAGCUUUGUUAGCUGGCAUCACUCAUUUGUGCUGGCCAAGCGUUUGACAAUUGUUUGGACAAGUGUGUGUGUGGCCGGUACGGUGUUGUAUGGAUUGGCGCCGCUGGUGAUGGGUGUACGCUUGCUGCCAUUGAAUACUUGGUAUCCCUUCGAUCCAUUGCAACCUUACAUCUAUCAGCUGCUUUAUGUGCAGCAGUUGUUGGCGCAGAUAAUAAUGGGUGCCACAUUUGGCAAUGGUUCUGCUUUGUUUGUCUCAUUGGUUAUGCUCAUGUGCGGCCAGUUUGAUGUGCUCUAUUGCAGCCUGAAGAAUUUGAGUUACUAUGGGCGUUUAUGUGCUGGAUACGAAAGUGAAAAAUUGCGCAAUGAACAAGCGGCAUUACCAACAAAUCAAGACGACGAACUUAAUCAGUAUAUUUACUGCAACGAACACUUAACCGAUCUCUCAGCACUUCAACACUUACACACCCAACAACCAACGGCAACUUUGCCCGAAGCUGUACGCUCAGCCGUCGUGCAGUGUGUUCAACUUCAUCGCUUUAUAUUGGAUGCCUGCAAGGAGUUGGAAGAACUUUUUAAUCCUUAUUGCCUCGUUAAGUCGCUACAAGUAACAUUUCAGUUGUGUUUGUUGGUUUUCGUUGGCGUUGCAGGCGAACGUUCAAUGGUGCGCAUUCUGAAUUUGGCUCAAUAUUUGACCUUAACAUUCGUCGAGUUGCUAAUGUUUACUUACUUUGGUGAACUAUUGCGUGGGCAUAGCGUACGUUGUGGUGAAGCUUUUUGGCGUUCACAAUGGUGGACUCACACCGGUGCUAUACGUCAGGAUAUUCUAAUCCUAUUGGUGAAUAGCAAGCGUGCGGUACGGCUAACAGCAGGCAAAUUUUAUGCGAUGGAUAUUGAACGUUUGCGGUCGGUUGUUACUCAAGCCUUCUCAUUUCUCACACUGCUACAAAAGUUAGCGGCCAAAAAUCCAAA